This is a messenger RNA of Tigriopus californicus, 2770 nucleotides long. RefSeq names its product polypeptide N-acetylgalactosaminyltransferase 1-like. Bases 115 to 1950 code for a protein of 611 amino acids. The record is from RefSeq and is a predicted model, not a curated record. The transcript has 8 exons. Gene Ontology annotation, cellular component: Golgi apparatus. Lineage: Eukaryota; Metazoa; Arthropoda; Copepoda; Harpacticoida; Harpacticidae.
AAUAAAAUUCCACACCUAAUACUUUUGUUGGACAAGUGACAUGCUUCCACAUGUGUUAUUAACCAUUCUUCUUGUGAACAAUAGAGCCUAAUCUCCUGAAGUUCGAGUGUAAAAAUGACCUUUUAUCGGGCCCUGUGUGCGGGUUUUAAGAAACGCAGGCCUAUUGGUCAAACCAUUUUCUUAACAUCCGUAUUCUGGCUCGUUUUCCAUUGCUUUGUGCUCCAACUAUGGGUGAUUCAAGAACCUCUUCCAAAUUCAAACCAUCCGGUGGAUGACGAGCACGUCCACAAGGAACAGGAAAUACUCGUGACAAGUGAAAAUACAUUAUGGACCUACAAGGCGAUGAACUUGACGUUUUGGAAGCCAUUGAAGAAGAUUGAAGAUGGCGAUAGGACUGGACCGGGGGAGGGCGGACACCCGGUGACCAUAACUAAGGGAAUUGAAGAGGAAAUGAAGAAAACGUUUCACAUCAACAAGUUCAACUUGAUUGUCUCCAACAUGGUUGCCUUGGACCGAUUUUUACCGGAUCGCCGAUUAGAAACAUGCAUCAAUUUGGACAUCCCGCCUUUACUUCCCCAAGUCAGUAUAAUAAUAGCGUUCCACAAUGAAGCUUGGUCCACCCUGAUACGAACCAUUCAAUCCAUAAAAGAUCGGACGCCCAGCAGCCUCAUCAAGGAGAUCAUUCUGGUCGACGAUGGCUCUGACCAAACCCACCUCAAGACCCAACUGGAUAGCAAGGUGGCCAAAAUGAACCGAAACAACCUCCCCGUGACACUGAUACGAAUGAACCAUUGGGGAGGCUUGAUAAAGGCCAGGCUUCGAGGAUCUGCUCUUGCCAAAGGAAAGGUUUUGGUGUUCCUGGAUUCACAUUGUGAAUGUAAUCAUGGAUGGCUGGAACCCCUUUUAGCAGAGAUCUAUCGGAAUCGGACCAAUGUGGUGUGCCCUGUCAUUGAUCAAAUCAAUGACAAAACAUUUUCUUACAGUAAAUCAUCAUUGAGUCUGGGUGGAUUCAAUUGGCGCCUUAUCUUCAAAUGGUACGGAAUUGAUACCAAAGAAAGACGACGGCACGGAGAUUUGACCGCGCAACCAAUUCGAUCACCCGCAAUGGCAGGAGGAUUGUUCGCCAUUGAUAGGGAGUACUUCUACCAUUUGGGUGCAUAUGAUGAGGAAAUGGAAUUUUGGGGAGGCGAGAACGUCGACUUGUCUUUUCGAAUCUGGCAAUGUGGAGGCACUCUACUCAUCCACCCCUGUUCUCAUGUUGGCCAUGUGUUCCGUUCAACCACUCCGCAUGAUUGGGAUGGAGGCUUGUCGGGUCGAAACUUGGCUAUCACACGCAACCUAGUCCGGGCUGUUGAUGUUUGGAUGGAUGAACCUUGGAGGGACUUUUAUUACCUGGCAAAUCCUGGAGCGCGAUCAAUCAACCCAGGCAAUCUAACGCGGAGAUUUAAAUUGAAAGAGAGCCUCCAAUGUAAAUCUUUUUCAUGGUACAUGCAGAAUAUAUAUUAUCAGAGUGAUUGGACCCUGGAGUACCGAUUUUUGGGGUACAUUCGAAAUCCAGAGACGGACCUCUGUUGGGACACCAAAUCAUUGAAAUCCUCCUCCAAGCUCCAAGGCUGGCCCUGUCACGGAAUUGGAGGACCUCAAACCUUUAUGCAGACUUACGAAGGAUACAUAAUUCAAGACGAACUGAGAGUCGUAGUCAAUGGCCAAGGCAGGGCCCUUAAUAUCCAUGAAAAGAGAUUCACAAAUCCAAACAACCGUUGGCUUCAUUCGACCGAUACUUUGCAACUCGUUCACUUAGGACUGGACUUGUGCGCCACAGUGGACGGCAACACAACCUCUACUUCGCCGGUUCGCGAGGUACUCUUGACGAUAUGCACGGACGCCAAUCCCAAUCAGCAAUGGGAAUUGGUGGCGCAUGAUUACGGGGAUAUCAAGCGGGAAUGGUGACGACUGAAGACAGGCCCUCGCCCAGGGCCUGAACUGAUCAACGAGUCUGGUUUGGUAGUUUUUUCUCAAUGCUUUUCUUCCACCUUACAUUCAACAUAGUGUGUAUCGUGAACAUUACAUCGAAAGAACAAUUCGCUUGAACUGAAGAUAAAAUCAGUAUUAUUAUAACUUAAAAAGGACGCAGUUGUUGUUGUUUUCUUCUUAUGAUGAUUGGGGGUAGAGUAGGAGUGGUAGCAGUAAUUAUAAUGAUAAUAAUAAUCAUAGUAGCAAUGAUGAUAGUAGUAAUAGUAAUAAUGAUUAUAGUUUGAUGAGGACGAAAGGCCAUUAAUGUGUUGUUUGGCCCGAGAAGCUAGAGAGGGGGUGUGUGAGAGGGAGAGCGAAAAGUAGUUAUAGUAGCAAUAGCAGCGGUGGUGGUGGUGGUGGUGGUGGUAGGAGUAGUAGAAGUAGUAGUCGUGGUCGUAGUAGGCAGCACUAAUAAUUAGAAUGGUGAUGGAGAAGAGGAGGAGAUGCAAUCGAAAGUGUCUCGCGUCCCCAUCAUGCAACCGGACUUGCGAGCAGAUGAAUCCCUUGGAAUCCCUGACAGACAGUCCUGCCUGCUUGUGUUAUUGCCAAACUCUGAAGACACACGUGGGUACAUCCGGGAGCAAUAACAAAGCCCUCUGUAGUCAUGGUCGUGGUCUUGGUCUAAAAAUCUGGCUCUCUACUUCCGGAUGAUCAAGAAGUCCGAUGAACGGAACCAACAAAAGGAGGAACAAAUCAGGGAAGAGGGGAAGAGAAGAUGAGUGAGCAAGAGAGAAGGAGAACGGAACAAAAAACCCAA